Mytilus trossulus (common blue mussel) is the source of this 546-nucleotide messenger RNA. RefSeq names its product complement C1q-like protein 3. The transcript is spliced from 3 exons. Bases 1 to 546 code for a protein of 181 amino acids. NCBI's taxonomy places the organism in Eukaryota, Metazoa, Mollusca, Bivalvia, Mytilida, Mytilidae. Gene Ontology annotation, molecular function: protein binding. The record is from RefSeq and is a predicted model, not a curated record.
AUGAAUUACUACACCACUGUAUUGACGCUGUUGUUAUUAGCAGAAAUGGUCAUGGGAACAUGUUACACAAAACUAGAGUGUUCACAUCUUGGUGAUCUGCUAGAAAUGGCUAUGAAAAAUAAAAGUCCUGAUAAAGUCUGUCAGUGUCCAAGAAGAACCAAAAUCCCAGCCUUAACAGCAAUACUGACUAAACCACAAAGGCCUGGCAAAAAUGGUGUAAUCAAGUUUGACAAAGUCGUCACCAAUAUGUAUAAUGGGUACAAUCCAACAACUGGUAUUUUCACUGCACCUCUUGCUGGAGUUUAUCAUUUUUCUUAUACAGUCAUGUCUAUGGAUGGAAGGUACCUGGUUGUAUUUCUUACUCUUAAUAAUAUAAAGCAACACAGUACAUGGCUGUUAGGUUCUAGACAUGAGACUGGAACAACCAGUAUUAUAUUAAAUCUGAAGAAAGGAGACCAAAUAGCAGUUAAGUCAGCAGAUGAUAGUUUUUCUAUUAACAGUAAUAGUAACAUGUAUAGCUCAUUUUCUGGCUAUCUUAUAGCAUAA